AUGGCUAAUGAAACUAAAAUGAUAAUUAUAACGUCGAAUGAAGACUUGAUUCGUCAAUUUUCUUUAAAUAAAACUAAUAAUACACUUAUUAUUGAUUUGGAUAAUAAGCAGAAAAUGGUCUCAAAAAGAAAGAAUAAUAAUAAUAAUAAUAAUAUUAUUGAUUUGGCUUUACUUGCUGAAUUAUCUGAACUCAAUUCAACUAGCGAUCAAGUAUAUAAACGAGUACUUGAUUCACCGGAUCAAAACCGAUCAAAACCGGUUAAAAUAUCCAAAAAAUCAAUGGAUUUGAUUUGUACUAUUUGUGGAGAUCGUGCCAUUGGAUUUAAUUAUGAUGCUCUUUCCUGUGCUUCAUGUAAAGCUUUUUUUCGUCGCAAUGCUCAUCAGUCACGGGAAAAAUUACGGUGUUUGACAGGUCAAGACCAAUGCUCAGUUACAUAUGAAAUGCGUCGUAAAUGCCAAAGAUGCCGAUUAGAUCGAUGUUUUGCCAUGGGUAUGAGAAAAGAUUUUAUACUUAGUGAACAAGAAAAACAACGAAGAAGAAAACGUCUUGAAGAAAAUCGAAGUAUAUCAUCAAAACCUUUAUUAAUAUCAGAAUUGUCAAAUUCAUUAUCUUUAACAAAUUUAUCACCGAAGUCAGAAUCUUUUUCAGAAACAUUUGAUGAAAUUGAUCGUUUAUUGAUGGAUCUGGAUAAUGAUGAUGACGAUCAUAAUGUUACUUCUGAUGAAAAUAUGAAAUCAAAUGAGAUAGAACAAGCACCAUCGACGAUGUUUUCUCUUCAAGAUAGAAUAACGAUACAAAAUAUUGGAUCAUCAUUUACAUCUUCGUUUCAAACCGAGGAUAUCCAGUGUUCUUCUUUCGAUGUAUCAGAUAGGGCUUCUGCUCUUAUAUCUUGGUCACGAGUGGCCAAUGAAAUUGCCCUACGAUUUAUUAGCUUUUUCCGUCAGAUCGAUGAAUUCGAAAGUUUACAUGCUGAUGAUCGUUUUAUUCUAAUUAAAUAUAAUCUUCUUCCUCUUUUCCCGAUAGUCAGAUGUUACAAAUACAAACCAAUAAAUGGGCCUUGCUGUGAUGAAGAGAACGAAAAAAACGAAAAACGCUGUCGCUUUUUUAUGUUAUGUGAUGAAUCGAAUGUUGUUCGUGAUAUGUUCGUAAAUUUAGUACUUUCACUUGUUGAAAUAACAGAACAAGAUCCAACAUUGUUAUCACUUAUUUUAUCAAUUCUUAUUUUUUCGCAAGGUUUAUCCAUGAAUGAAUAUGAACCACCAUUAAAAGAUUCUAUAGGUGUAAAUCGAGCUCAAUUUUAUUAUACAAAAUUAUUGUGGCAUUAUUGGCUUGACAAAUACGGUGAAAUCGAAACUCAGAAACGCUUUACUCAAUUACUCAAAAUAAUCUUACGAAUUCAGUCAGCAGCCAAAAAAUCUAGAGAAUUUUUUCGUUUUCAAUUUAUGACAUCAAAUACUGUCGAUAAAGUUGCACCGCUGAUGCAAAGUGUUUUGCAUAUUUCUUAA
Molecule: messenger RNA, 1506 nt
Organism: Rotaria socialis
Lineage: Eukaryota; Metazoa; Rotifera; Eurotatoria; Philodinida; Philodinidae
Source: the annotation of a GenBank genome assembly